AUGGGAGGCUUUGAGGGUCAUCUGUACCCGGGGCUGUCUCUCUUCUUCUAUGGACUUUAUCAUGCACGACUAGUCUCCAGGGCCUUGAUAUGCAACUACCCUGUCCAGUAUCUGCCACGCCAUCCCUGGAGCAAAGGAAGAUGGGCAAGGCUGCAGCAAAUAUACUAUGUGGGGCUGGUGAAGAUAUUAAGUGCCUUCAUUUUAGCAGCCCAAGAGCUGCAUAACAUACAUGGACAGUUUGUACUUAUCAGCAAGAUAUAUCAUCAGAGAAACUUUUUGUACCGCAAACAGUGGCAACAUCUCACUCUAUAUAUGGCCUUCUUCCUGAGCGGGUGUGUGGAUGUGGUGAGCCAGAACUUGCUGCCCCAGAGGUGUGCUGCUCUGGAGCAAGGCGCCCAAGCCCUGGGCAUGUUUCUGUUUCUACCUCUGAUGGUGUCGCACAUGCAGGACUCAGAAGGUGUGGAGCUGCAGUCUCACAUCCUGCUCACGCAGGCCAUAUUCCUGCUGGUGCUGGUGGUGAUCGCAGAGCUGUGGGCUCCUGACAUGCUGCAGCUUUGGGUGAUGAAGGCCUUUUUUUAUAUGAUGACAGGCUCUUGGCUGAUUCAAAUAGGCUUUAUGCUGUACAAACCAAUUUCUGGCUAUAAAUGGAUGGAUGAUGACAAAAACAACAUUGUAUUUGUCACCACCUUCUUCUGCUGGCAUGUGGCUUUCAUUGCCAUUUUGAUGAUCUGGGUCUAUGGCUUCUCCUUUUUGUGGUAUUGUCACGUUUGUUGA
Messenger RNA from Ailuropoda melanoleuca (giant panda), 774 nucleotides. RefSeq names its product transmembrane epididymal protein 1. Lineage: Eukaryota; Metazoa; Chordata; Mammalia; Carnivora; Ursidae. The transcript has a single exon. The record is from RefSeq and is a predicted model, not a curated record. The coding region runs from base 1 to 774 and encodes 257 amino acids.